AUGUACCAUAAAAUUUGUCAAAUUAUUUUAAUUUAUCUUACUUUAUCAUAUCAACAACAAUAUAACAUGCAACAACAAAAUUUGCCAAAUGAUCAAUUAAUACAAAAUAUUGAAUUGACAAAAUACAUAUCAACAACUAUGCCAACAACAUCCUAUGACUCACAUAUAAUGUAUUCUAAUAACAAAAAUGAUGUUGUAAAGGACACGUCUUAUAAUAAUUAUACUUCUUCUGUAUUAUUUUGUUCAUAUUGUAAGAUUGAUAUUGGUAAUAUUGAUUCAGGAAAUUUAAAAUGUAGAAUUUGUAAUACAGUUACAUAUUGUUCCAGGGAACAUCAAACAUUAGAUUGGGAGAAUCAUAAAAUAAAUUUCAAAAAUAAUGUAGAUGGUACAACUUUAUCUACAUUUGAUGUACCUAAAUUGAAAGUUAAUGAUACUAAAUUUUAUCAUCAACAUAUUCCACAUAAAGAUAAUUCUAGAGAAUAUGCCUACAAAACAACACUUCAAGAACAUAUGAAAAAUCUUUCAAAAACAGGAAAAUCUUAUAAUCAAACACAAGUAAUGUAUUCAAGAUUAACACUUAUUUCACAAUAUAUUCUUGAUAAUCUACGAUCUUAUGGUUAUGCUAUAGUAGAAGAUUUUCUUGGAAAUAGUCAUUCAUCAAAUAUUUAUAAUGAAAUAAAUAUUUUAUAUAGGCAGGGAGUAUUUAGUGCGGGACAGUUAAUGGAUAAAAAAGAAGAAACAAAUUCAGAAGAAAUAAGAUCAGAUCAAAUUUUUUGGUUUGAUUCAAGUAAUAAAAUGUCAAUUAAUGCUGUACAUAUAAGACUACUUGUUCAAAUGGUUGAUUCUGUUAUAAAUAAACUUAAAGAUAAAAUACAUCCACAUACAAUUGGGGGACGUUCACCAGCAAUGAUAGCUAUUUAUCCUGGUAAUGGUACAAAAUAUGUCAAACAUGUAGAUAAUCCAUCAAAUGAUGUUUCUAAAGAUGGUCGUUGUAUAACAGCUAUUUAUUAUUGUAAUAAAAAUUGGGAUAUUAAUAGAGAUGGUGGAGCUUUAAGAUUAUAUCCUUAUACAAGUCAAUCACCAAUUGAUAUAAUUCCUAAGGCAGAUAGACUUAUAUUUUUCUGGAGUGAUUCAAGAAAUCCACAUGAGGUUAUGCCUGUAUAUAAUAGACCUCGUAUUGGUAUUACAAUAUGGUACUUUGAUAAGAAACAACAAAUAAUAAAUAAUAAAGAAAGUAACUGUAAUGACUUUACUAAUCGUAAGCGUAAAAGUCCAGAAGUAUUUGAUGAUUCAGAGCUUUCAAAUAAAAGGAUUGUUACAACACGAUUAUUAAAAGUAGAUCCAGAAGCUGUAACUUUUGAAGAUGAAACAAUAUUAAAUGAAAUUCCAGAAGAUAAUAGUGAAUCUUUUGCUUCACCAAUAACCUACAUUGUAAUUUCUUUCAUAAUCUCUGCUAUCUCGUUAUAUGGUGGUAUUUAUGCAAUUAAUCAACUUGAUUUAGUACCACCAAGAAUCAAUAAAGAAUACAAAGAUUUUAAACAAAAUAAUCAAAUAAAACAUGGAUCUAAAUUAAAAGAUAAUAAAAUGAAAAAUAAUUCAUUAACAUUACCAGUAUCAAUUGCUCUUGGUUUAAAAACAACUAGUAUGAUUGGUAAAACAAACAGAGGUGCAGCAGGAAGACAAAAUAAUACGAAAAUUGAAACACUUGAAAUAGCUGAUCCAUAUAAUAUAAAAUAA
This is a messenger RNA of Strongyloides ratti, 1737 nucleotides long. RefSeq names its product HIF prolyl hydroxylase. Gene Ontology annotation, cellular component: nucleus; cytoplasm. Gene Ontology annotation, molecular function: ferrous iron binding; peptidyl-proline 4-dioxygenase activity; L-ascorbic acid binding. The transcript is spliced from 6 exons. Lineage: Eukaryota; Metazoa; Nematoda; Chromadorea; Rhabditida; Strongyloididae. Bases 1 to 1737 code for a protein of 578 amino acids. Gene Ontology annotation, biological process: peptidyl-proline hydroxylation to 4-hydroxy-L-proline; cellular response to hypoxia. The record is from RefSeq and is a predicted model, not a curated record.